This is a messenger RNA of Linum tenue, 2651 nucleotides long. The record is from the annotation of a GenBank genome assembly. NCBI's taxonomy places the organism in Eukaryota, Viridiplantae, Streptophyta, Magnoliopsida, Malpighiales, Linaceae.
AUUUCUCAAUCCAUAUCCCUUUUAUUUUUGUCUCCUUUUUCCGGGUUUCCCACCGAGUGGGCUGGCCAAAACAAAAGUCCGAGAAAACCAAUUCUCUCUCUCUCUAGCCCGGCCCCGUGACGACUAACUAACGACGAACGAGUAAUCGUACAACGCAUUCUUCUCUCUAGAAUUUCUCUGACCCAAAAGAACUUUCAUUUACUUUGAAAUUGAAUCCAAUUUCUACCUCUCUGCUCUCGUUUUAGUCUGCUCCGCCUCCAUUUCGAAAAACUCAAAUUCUCUUGGCUUCGUUCCUAAGUUUCUCUCUCUCUUCUUCGCCGCAUCUCGCUUCCGUUCGCGCCAUGGCCGGACGAUUUGACCCCAAUCCCUUCGAGGAAGAGGAGGUGAAUCCGUUCUCAAAGCCUGCAAACUCAAGGCUUUCGCCGCUACCUCCCGAGCCCGCAGGUUUUGGCGGCUAUAAUCAUGGUGCAACAGUUGACAUUCCUAUUGAUUCAGCUACGGACUUGAAAAAGAAAGAGAGGGAACUGCAAGCCAAGGAGUCUGAACUUCGCAGGAGGGAACAGGAUAUCAAAAGACGGGAAGAAGCAGCGGCCAGAGCUGGAAUACAACUGGAGGAGAAAAAUUGGCCACCUUUUUUCCCAAUUAUCCACCAUGAUAUAUCAAAUGAGAUACCAAUUCAUCUUCAAAGGAUUCAGUAUGUUGCUUUUUCAACGUUCUUAGGUAUGAACCAUGUUCGUGUGUUUGCAGGAUUGGCUCUCUGCCUUCUGUGGAAUGUAAUUGCAGUAACAACAGCAUGGAUCAAGCAUGAAGGAGUGAAGAUAUGGUUUCUUGCCGUUAUCUACUUCAUUUCAGGAGUUCCAGGAGGUUAUUUCUUGUGGUACCGCCCACUGUACCGGGCAUUUCGGACUGAUAGUGCUUUGAAGUUCGGGUGGUUUUUCUUCUUCUAUCUGAUCCAUAUCGGCUUCUGCAUUGUUGCAGCGGUUGCUCCCCCAAUCUUUUUUAAAGGAAAAUCACUCACGUAUGUGUCCAACAUACUUACCCUUCUAAGCAUAACUUUAUUGCUGCUUAUCUUCUACUUCGUCGGGUUCGGCCUCUUCUGUGUCGAAAUCAUUCUCAGCAUCUGGGUUCUCCAGCAAGUAUACAUGUACUUCCGUGGAAGCGGUAAAGCAGCAGAGGUCAGGCAUGAGGCUGCAAGAGGAGCAGUGAGGGCAGCAAUAUGAUACGAUUACCGGACGCUUUCAGGAAUGAACAGGUUAAGACUGCCAUUUGGAUCUAGGGUUGUAUAUGCGCAUAGCUUCUACGUACAUGUUUCCUUUAUAGAGAGUGAUUUGCUUCCCCUGCCGUGCUUUUAUCCGAGAAUCAGUCUCUUUGCUUAACAGACAACAAAGUUUUCAUUACCCUUUGCAAUUCUAUUUCUCGUUGGAUUGUUUUUCCCGCCUUGUAUAUUUACCGAAAAAAUCGAUCGAUUUAUUUUCUUGCUCUAGUAUUAGUUUCCUUCCGAGUGAAAGUUGAUUUCCUUGCUACUUGUACCUUGAUAUUCUCCAGCGGAAUUUUGGAUCAUGUUGCAUUGUUCUUGUUGCUCUCCCUCUAGCUUAAGAGAUUCAUAUGUUAAUUCGUUAGCUUGCUCUCGGUUCGUAUUAACAGUCCUUCAGUUUUCUCUUUCGUUGUCCGUGAAAUGCUAGUCCUUGUGAAGUUACUCUAGCUAUGGCGUCGUCUUUGUGUUGGGUCUUUUUUUCGCAUUGUUGAAUGCUUUUAGCCUAUCAGUGCGAUAACCAGAAAGUCGGCUUUCGUGAAGAGAAUCAAUCUACCAAAAGUCCAGAAAUGGUCAUUUCGUCAUAUCCAUAAAUUUAUUGCAACCAUCUGUACUAGUAACAUAACACGAUCGUUUAAUUAUAAUGCAUGUCUACGAGACUAUAACAUAAUACGAUCGGCUUAUAUAAAAUACACCAUUGUUUAAACAUACAUACGUAUUAUAACGAGACCUCUCUCUCUCUCUAUAUACUUAUAUUAUAUAGAAGUGUAGCACUACAACAAGCAAGUAGUCAUCCCCGCACCUGAUCCUUCCCCCGUCUGCGGCGGCCAUCUUUCACUCAACAGUAAGCCACGCACUUCUUCUUGCAGUCCAUGGUGCACCCUCCGCCGCCGCCUCCGCCGCCGUACCCUUUCCCGGAGCGGCUGUAGGCGGAGAAGCACUUGGCCGGGCAGCGGAGCUUCUUGUUGAGACAGGGGCCUUUCUCCUUGCAGACCACGGACGGCCUGUACGUGCCGCUCUUCGAGUACCCGCCUUUUGGGCCCCCGAACCCGGACCCGUACCCGCCUCCGAUAACCGGCCCGUUUCCCCAGUACCCUUUCCCGAACUCCGGGAUCCCCGUCCCCGGCCCGAAGAACCCGCCGCCUCCGUCGUUGCUGGACUCGGGUUCGGGCCGGGCUGCGGCGGAGAGUGUGGUGAUGAUGAUGAGGAUGGAGAGGAGGAGGAGGAAGAAGCAGGAGAAGAUCUUUUGGGUCUUCAUUGGUGUGGGACUUUGAAGAGAUGGAGAGAGAGAAGGGGAGGAAAUGGAGGGAUAUAUAAUAGGGUUUUUCAGUUUUUGGGGAGGAGAAGGGGAGGGAGAAGAAGCAUUGAUUGGGAGAGUAGGGGUGGAGGACAGUUGAGG